Molecule: messenger RNA, 1032 nt
Organism: Gloeophyllum trabeum ATCC 11539
Lineage: Eukaryota; Fungi; Basidiomycota; Agaricomycetes; Gloeophyllales; Gloeophyllaceae
Exons: 1
Coding region: 1-1032 (343 amino acids)
Source: RefSeq, a predicted model, not a curated record
AUGACCAACCAGAGCUUAGAGCUCCCUGCUCCGGAGCAGUUGCUAUACCAUCCAAAACCCCGUCGCUGCGACACCCGACUAGCCUGGAUUAACGGCACCAUGUUCGAUCUCGCAGGCCUCCCAAAUCCCCGUUCUAUUGCGAACUCAUCGGACUCGCCUUUUGACUAUGCAUUGGGGGGAUACGAUGGAGCCCUGGAACCCAGUGAAUCCGAGAGAAUGUACUCCGAGCUCUCGUCUAUGGAGCAGGCAGAGCGAGCCGUCGAAGAGGCACUGGAGGAGUUGCUGGCCCAGUCCACUGCGCCCGCCUACGCAGAAGCAGCACCUGCGCGCGUGCCCGAGUUCGUGGGCACAUCCCCCGCAUCCUCCAACGACGAACUGCCGGGUAUUAUCACACCCGCGAACGGCUGCGCAAUGCCCGCAUCCGCCAAGUUGAAGUGCGACAACUCGUCGACGGACAACGUCUUCGCCGCCGCACGGGACGCGUCCGAGAGCGGGACCGCAUAUCCUGCCUCGAGGGAGGACUCGCAGGUUCCUUCCAGCUUGACAACCGUCGGCUCAUUGCCCAGAGAGGAAACGGAGCGCCUCUGUGAAGCAUGGCGGGCGGCCUUGAGCGGUUUCGACUCCCGGAGCCCGUCGCCCGACAUUCCCCACCAUAACCCCAGCCCUAGCUACUCGUCGGAUAGUCGAGAAAGCACCCCCGAGCGCUCGGACGAGGAGGUGUUGGAGAUCGCGAUGCGGCUACGGGGUGCCCGAUUCCCUCUGACGGACGAGGAGAUUAGGUGGCGCCUCGAGCAGCCCCUCGAGGUCUUCCAAUCGGCAAACCCUCCCCAUGGGCCCGGCACUCCCAACCCCGCGGACAACCGCCCGUAUCUGGCAGAGCUGCGCGGCCCCAACGUUCAGACAGGGUCGAGGAGGAUGACGUGGACCACGUUUGAAACGCCUACGAGAGAUCCGGAGAUGAUAGAUGCCUCCGAGAGAGCGCGAGAUAGAGCGCUGUGCGAGGCAAUCGUAUGCGUCGUUAGGAGUGGGUGA